This is a messenger RNA of Lethenteron reissneri (Far Eastern brook lamprey), 12079 nucleotides long. Its product is annotated as zinc finger and BTB domain-containing protein 16-A-like. Gene Ontology annotation, biological process: regulation of transcription by RNA polymerase II. The record is from RefSeq and is a predicted model, not a curated record. Gene Ontology annotation, molecular function: DNA-binding transcription factor activity, RNA polymerase II-specific; protein binding. Gene Ontology annotation, cellular component: nucleus. NCBI's taxonomy places the organism in Eukaryota, Metazoa, Chordata, Hyperoartia, Petromyzontiformes, Petromyzontidae.
UCUCAAUGACUCCCGCGAUCGGCACGCGCAGUCGCGCGCGCGCCACCCAACUCCAGCAACAACAACAACAGCGGCAACAACAACAACUACCGUAGCUGCGUGACCACAACCAGAACAAUACAAAAACACAACAACAACAACAUCACCCGACAACAACAAUCGUAGACAACAGUUUAGAGAAGCACUCGGUGCUGUCGAACAACAAGUACUUUAGUAGCGCUGUAGUUGCUGACCACCGCAGUCGAACGGCGGAGUCGCUCAUCACAGGGCGACCGCUGCGAAACGAACGCAGCAGCAACAACAACAGCAACAACAACAGCAACAACAGCAGCAACAACAGCAACAACAACAGCAACACGGCGGAGGUGACGUCGUUAGAGAAGGCUAGCAGGAGCAACAGUGCCGUGGCCGUCCAACGCACGUUCACGAUGAACGUGCCGGACGCCCCGGUGGCCAUCCGGCUGGUGAACCCCUCGCACCCAGGGGCCAUGCUUCACCGGGCAAACCAGCUGCGGCAAGCCGGCACGCUGUGCGACGUCGUCAUCCAGGUGGACGGGCAGCAGUUCCCGGCCCAUCGCGCCGUCCUGGCGGCGGCCAGCAAGAUGUUUGAGCUGCUGUUUGGUCAGCGUGGCGAUACUACGCGCUACACUUUGGACUUUCUCUCGCCUCGCACUUUCGCGCAGGUGCUGGAGUAUAUGUAUACAUCAACAUUGGAGGUUCGGCCAGAAGAUCUGGACGAUCUCCUAUAUGCGGCUGAGAUAUUAGAGAUUGAGUACUUAGAAGAACAGUGUUUAAAACUCCUUGAGGGCCUGCAGGGUUCAGAGGGCAAUGAGUCAGAGGUUACGGAAGAUGAAGGACACCAAAGUGGUGCCAACAUUCGUGAGCACGGUGACACUGCCAGAAUGCCACACGGUGUCUAUCUGCAACACACUGUGGCUGGGGUCUCUGUGGCGGAACAUUCACAUCGUGAUUUGUACCCAAGAACAUCGCAAGCUGCUUUGCAGAUAGCAACUGAGGCGAGGCUGCCUGGUGUUGGGGGCCGCAAGAAACUCUACUCGAGAACGUCAAGAAGUGCAACACACCGACUCAGUGAAGGUUCACUGUCGACUGAUAACGCGGACGCUGCUGUGCCUUCUCACAGCCUCGAAGGCAUUCAGUCCGAAGAGUCCAUGGCACCAGAGCAGGUCGAGAACAGUGCUUUCGAAUCGGCUUAUUCUGUCGGCGAGGAUGGGCCUCAGAGGUCCAUAGACCGUACCAAUAGCGAUCCCAGUUUGUAUCUCAGACCGUCGAAUGCCGACGAAGAGGCUGUGACGGUAAGAGAGCAGGGACGAAGCAGUAGCUUCUCCAGAUAUCGGGAGGACACCCAUGAAGAUCGCCACAAAAAUGGCAUUUUUCUGAGAUUGCAGGAGAAGGCAGCAAAGGCUGUGGUUACAGAGGUCAUCGCCGACGAAGGUUCCAUGCCUCAGGACCUGGCGUGCUCGUCGCAGAAGUUGAGCAGGGGUGAGCUGGAGGCAGCCCGGGGUAGGGAGGACCCUUCGGGCCUCUAUCUCAGAGCGCCUUCCCAUCACGCGCUGGAAAUGAUGGCCGCUAUGCUAGGGGAGCAGCAUCGCCUGACAGAGGCCCAAGCGGCAGGCUUGCAAGCCGGCUGCUUCUCGCUGAGCCCCCGACGAGUCGCCGUGGACAGCCUCAUGAGCCUGCGACAUUCGCUUGUUGCUGGCCAGCACCUUGGAGGUUCGAGCCAAAUGGAAACCUCAGGCGCGGAUGGGAACCAGGCCUCCGUAGCAACACGGCAAGAGUCGAUGGAAGAGAGGCAGGAGAGGUCGGGCUCUGAGGUGGAGGAGGCGCCCGGGACACCCACAAGAGGCAGCGUGAUCACCAGCGCUCGCGACCUUCACCGCCACUCGUCGCAGGACGACCCCGAAGAUGUGGUGAUGCGGCAGCCGCUCGACUCCGACGAGGAAGCCAUGGUGUCUCCCCCGGAAGUUGCUUCAAAUGUUGAGAUCGAGGGCCACACUCCUUACCAUCGGGUCAGCCGGGAGGCUACGCGACUGGAGCUGAUGGACCCCGCGCUCAUCUACAACAUGCACAUGCUGGGCGCUCUGGGCUCUGGUCUUUACCCCCUCGCACUGCAUCAGCAACACCAGCACCAGCAGCAGCAGCAGCGAGCCUUCCAGGCCCAAGAGCUUGCCAGCCGCCUGGGAGAGAUGAGCUCUGCGCUGAGAGCAGACCAGUCAGCCAUGCAGCUCUACCUUCCCUCUGGUUCCUCGUCAGCUCCCGGAGAGGAGAAGUGUGACAUAUGCAAUGUUUCCUUCUCAAGUCGAGAGAGCCUGUGGGAGCACAGAAAGCUGCACAUGGAGAAGGGCUACGCCUGCGAUCUGUGCGGCAAGCGCUUCUUGGACAGCCUUCGCCUUCGCAUGCAUCUUCUGUCUCAUUCGGCAAACGGGCAAAGUUACUCCUGCGAACAGUGUGGUGCCGCAUUCACCAAAGAAUCCAGUCUGGAGCAUCACAGGGAGGCACACAGAGCAGAGAGCGGAAUGGCCUACUUCUGCUUGCUGUGCGGGAAGCGUCUGCAGACCCAGAGUUCCCUGCUGCAGCACAUGGAGGUGCAUGCUGGGGCGCACGAGUACGUGUGCGGGGAGUGCAACCGGACCUUCCCCAGCCACUCCACUCUGAAGCGGCAUUUGCGCUCACACACCUCCGGAGAACACCCGUACGAGUGCGAGUUCUGCGGCAGCUGCUUCCGCGACGAGGCCAUCCUUAAAAACCACAAGCGGUUGCACACGGGGGAGAAGCCCUACGAGUGUAACGGCUGCGGCAAGAAGUUCAGCCUCAAGCAUCAGCUGGAGACGCACUACAGAGUGCACACUGGUGAGAAGCCGUUUGAGUGCAAGCUGUGCCACCAGCGCUCCAGGGAUUACUCGGCCAUGAUCAAGCACCUGCGGACGCACAACGGUGCGGCGCCGUACCAGUGCACCCUCUGCCUGCAGUUCUGCAGCAGCUUGGCCGGCAUGCAGAAGCACAUGAAGGCCCACCGGCCCGAGGACAUCCCCCCGGACUGGCGCAUUGAAAAGACAUACCUCUACCUUUGCUACGUCUAGCAGGAGAGGAGGCGGGGGGGGGGGGGCGGGGGGGGGGCGGGUGGCCGGCGGUGGGGAGGGGGCGGUAUGAGAAUGAUGGAGGCAUACAAAGUGUGGGUGGAAUCCCAUAUCCAUCACCUUUGUACUGUGAGAGGGGAGGUGCCUCCCCAGCUCUGCGGCGCGUUGGGUGCGAAGGUGGCACAGGGUUUGCCAGGGGGGCGUUUAGAGUGAGCGGGCGAGUCCGUUUUUUGCCUGUUGGAAGUGACGGAUGGCGACAAGUCAUGUGGUGGUUUGGACGUUGUUAGAUCCUGCGAUCUAUCUCGUGCGUUUAUCAUUGGGGGUGUGGAAGUAGUUUCAGAAAGUGUAUCUAAAGUGUAUAAACCGAAACCUAUUUUUAGCACUCGUGAGGGCCCUAGAUUGAGAACAGUCGUUGUGCGUCAUUAAAACUGCAGCCGAAGAGAAAAAAAAUGGGUAAAAAAAAUAUUCAAAGUGCAACGACAAAUACGAGUGUUGGACCGACAGACAGGUACUGUUUGAUUCACGUUGGAUUCUUGCUAUUUUAUGACCGAGCUCAUAGGCACCAUGUGACCAGAAGAACACAGGUGCAAGGGAACCGAUAUUUAAGCUGAACUGGUAAAUGGUAUGGUGGAAUAGAAAUAUGUGUGCGUGGUAUGUUGAAAAUGUCAUUUUCAGGAAUUGUUUUAUGUUUGGUUUGUAUACUUUUUUGCAAAUGUCGGUGUGUAAUUUGUGCAGCAGGUCUCUGAAUAGAAGUGAUAUUUGAAAAAGAAAUUGAAUUACUGAAGAUUGUUGUAAGUUAUUCAUUACACAGGUUCAUCUGAUUCUCACUUGGAUUUAGUAUUGAUCAUUAUAUAUAGAUAGUGUAUAUGAAAGAUAUACAUGGCUUUUGUUGAAAUGGUAAUGAUUUGGGCAGGGAAUGGGCCUCUGGUACUGGAAAGGUGGCCCAAAACACACGUGGAUUGUGAAACUUUUCAGUGAGUAGGUAAAAAUGUAUUUUGUACGCUUUCUGAAGUUAAUUGUCUAAAAUUCCCACUGCAGUUAGGCCAUAAUUUGAGCAUAUACCGUCACCUUGGUGAGGGGGUUGGAGAUUUUAGUAACACUGAUUAUAUUUACGUGUUUUCGUAUGCACUUGUAUUGCCAACAAAUUUCCCCAGUUCGUGAAUGCAUUUUUUAAAACUUUUUUUAAGGCAUCUGCUUAUUGUUGGCCAAAGCUGGCGAAUGAGGAUGCGAAUAAUGUGGAAUGAAUACAUUACCCCCCCCCCCCUUCUGGUCCUUGCACCCGAUUGGUUCACAAAUGACGAUGUCACAUUUAUCCCUCAAAGACCGAAACAGGAGUAUUUCUCCACAACUCUCGCUAUUGCCUGAUGAGGCUGAUUCUAAUUACUGGUGAAACAUCGCACUCGAAUUGUCAAUGUUGUGGGUUUACUCCCCAAUACGUCGAUGUGCUGAACCUUGUAACGAAUUGGCAUGUUUUGUUUAGGUGACAAACCUUACUUUUUGGCAGUGUUGGGUGGUGGCGGGUUUAUUGACACAUUUUUAUGCGAUCGAACCCCAAAAAAAUCUCUUAUGGAUAAUAUUGGUCGCAAAAGCCUACGUCUUAAACGUGAAAUUGUCGCGAGUGCUUUUCCUCGACACAGUUGAACAGACAUUUUAAUGCAAGAGUGUUUCAACCCUUACAGUAUAAAAACUCCACGAAGCGUGAGGUUGACGGCCAAAUAUUAAUAAAAAAGAACACUUAUACCCACGCUGAAUUUAAUAUCGGCAUAUCUCUAUUACGUUGAGAGUUAUGGGAAUUGGUGGAAAUGCUGCAUUGUUAUGGAGUAGACCAGUCUGUCCGUCGGAUAACUGCUGUUUUCGUUCAACGUUGGUACUCAACCAAGUCAGCAUCCAGGUGGGAUUUGAAGUCACUACCUUUCCAACUUUGAGUUGGGCAUUCUGCCACUGCGCCAUCUGGCCAGCUUUUCCACCAAAUUAAACUUGUUUUUUUUGUUUGUAGCUAGAUUUACCACCUUUUGGGGGUCAGGUAGAAAUGUUGUGAUGAAUAGUUUGGUGUACUUGAAUUUUUCCAGUUGUAUUGUGGGGCAACUGUUGCAUGGCAACUUUCUGAGCCAAGAAGGUUUCAGGUUGUGUACCUCGGUAAUGUUUAUGUACAGGUUCAGGGCCUCUGUUUGGAGCUGUUGCUAGCAUCGGUGUAAUAUUGACGAAAGGUGAAAGUUUAAAAUGGCAUUAAUUUGUAUUGUGUAUUGACGCCCGCUUUUUAAUGAAUAGUUAAUUAUAGAUUCAAUAAACCAAAACCUUGCCUAUCGCGGAAGUUACAUUCGUGAAUAUAGCCGCAAUCGGCGAAUCCGUGAUCCGCAAACUCGAAGGCAAAUGAGGAAAACUAAGGGUUUGGUUCACGGUUCGUAAUACAACAACCCCCCCCCCCCCCCAUCUUUUUAAUUAUGUUACCUACCAUAGCCCAAACGUGAAACGGGAAGUAUUGUAACGUAAAGUAUGACGAAUAUUUUCGAAAGUGUUAAACAUAGCUUCUCCAUACUCUUUGGUUCAUUCGGUAAAGUCACGUAGGUAGAAAAAAUAAUAGAUCAUGACGUUUCGAUCGCCACGCAAGCAAUCGUCCUCAGAUGGGAUUAGACUAAAAAAUUUAAAGCAAUGUAAGAGAAAUCUCGCGGCUGAAUCUCACCGCCUCACUCGACGCUGGGGAGCACGUAGUGAACUGGGUCCUGCGAUGGGCGAGAUGGAGGCGAGAUGGCCAUGUGCAUUCUUCCGCAGCAGCAGUAUCAUCAUCAUAGCCAUCAUCGUGAGCAGUGCAGUUACGAUGCGUACAGGAAUCUCGCUGUCGACCAUGAAAGGGUCGAGGCACAGAGGCGCGAUCGGCGAACAACAACUUUUACGCAAAUAGUCAAAUCCGCGAUGGGCAAGGUUUUGGUGUACCAUUAGAUCUGACAUUCCCAAAAAAAAUUGGACAAUUUUCUAUUGGUUUUUUUAUGUACCCCAUGCUAAUGGAUUUCAAUUGAUACUUAUUGAUUAAAGUAAAUGCUACAUUUUCUUUAUUUGUAAAUGGAAAGGAAGAGCUACCAGCGCAGAGUGUGCAGUGUUGGAUGUGGGCACUCUUUCAAUGGUGAUAUAAACUAAACAUUGGAAAUGUAAUUGUUGAGUUGUAACAAUUGUAGAGAUGCACAGCGUCAUUUUGAAGGCAUUUUGGUUGAGCAAAGAAGAAAAAAUAAUAACUAUAUCCUGUACGUUAUAUGUGAGAGUAUUUUCCGGAUUGUAUCAUUUUCAUUUUUGUGUAAUACUAAACAUAAUACAAUGCACUCGUUAAAUGAAACACAAUUAAUUUGAAAGGUAUUGAUCGCAACCGACGUUUAUUCAUCAAAUAAUGCUAUAUUAACUGUAAGGGUGACCUGUUUUAUUCAUUUUGGGGGGGGGUGGGGUUAUAAUUCUUUUGGUACUUUAUAAAAGCCAAGUAUUGGGUGUAGCCUCUAGGGUAAUUGUUAUAACAAGGAAACCAUAACCAUUGACACAUUGAAGUUAUGUGAAUGCUGCAUAUCUUUAUUGUGUAGACGCUUAUCAAGCUCACGGUUUGGGAGUUGCAUUCGUCAAGUUUUUGCCGCGCCUCUGAUGAGUACGGCGUGAAAAAAGUUCAACAUACAUCCAUUCAUGCUAAUUCGUUAGAAAAGGUAUAAAUUCGAGAUGAUGCUUGCGCUUUCCUUUUUAAAAAUGGUAUUAAUUUCAUUAUGAAAAAAUAUUAAGCCUAAUGAUUGUGAUUAUAGCAGUGGGUAGUGAUUAACAGAAGCAAGCAAUUCAUUAGUAUCAUAAGGUAACAUUAACUACCAGCGGGUGUUGUAGCAAUCUGCCCUUUUAUUCAAGGUGUGAUUUUCUCGUGUUUUUUUUUUUGCAUUUUGUUGGGUGCAAUGCCUUAGCCCACACUGAAUGAUAUGGAGGACCUUAUAUUAUCGUUAUAACAAUGCAACUUGAGAAAGUGUUGCAGGAAGAUAAGUGCUGCAAAUGCUUAAGUUGUUUUGAUGUGUUCGCAUUGAAAGACUGCAUCUGAAUGUUUAUUUUGUGUGUGCCAAGAUCUGUUCCAUGUAUUCUUGCCUAAAUGCAAUGUGAUUUUUGUUUUGUUUUCUUCUCCCAUUUGUGCAGGGUUUUUGUUUGAGCAUUUUUUGUUUAUAGUCAUCUACCUCUUUUCUUGCUUUAAGGUAUGCUCUUGUGGUUCACUAUAGAAGGUAGCCGAAAUGUUUGGGUGUAACUAUUACGUUGUGUCGGAAGUGUUAUUAUGGUCGUAUUGCGGAGGUUGACUUUCUAACAGUGUAUGGGUUCCAGAAUAGGAUUAUUUUUAGUAAUUUAGAAAGGGGCAACAAAAAGACAAUUGUCACGAGAUCUCUUGUAAGAAACAUUAAGUCGAGUUUGUGAGCUUUUUAUUUUUUAAAUAUUAACGUAGUGUUUGAGAGCGUUCAUAGUUGGGCAUUAUGUUGUAAUUAGAGUGUACUUGUGUUUGCUUCACAUAAAUCCAUUGUUAUGUUUAGCUGAUAAACUCUACAAAUUGCAUUUUUUCUGCUUGUAGGAAAAAAAAAUAAGAGUCUCUCUUGUUAUUUGGGAAAAAGAAAUGUACUAUGAUGGAUACGUUCUUGGUGUUUUUGUCCAGUGUAAAACAAAAAGCAUCUUGUCCGCAUUUCAAACAAAACACAUCAAGCAGUUUAUAAUAUUUGAUUGCAUUUAACAGAAAAAAUAGAUUUUUGGAGAAAGAGAAGAUGGCUAAAUGUGUCUCUGAGCGAUAGGUUCAUGAAACAAGACCUGAUGAUACACGGAUUGACCUGUUGACAAAAUAAGCUAAGGAAGUAUAGAAGGUUUUAGUAAAAACAGCGUCUGUAGUGUGAACCACUGUGUGCCUGCUAAAACAAGGGCUUCCUCAUAUUUCACUUUUCAGAGAAAAACAGUUGCGUCGUUUUAUGCUCAGCACGGCAUUGUUAGUAAUACCAUAGAGGGGAAAGAAAUACGAGUGGAAGAAGCUUUAUUUAAGUGAAACAUUAAUGUGCCAACACCCAACGGAGUUGUAUAGGGCCCCCCUCUAAACGUACACAAUCGCAUUAAACCAUUUCAUUUAUAUCAUUGUGGUGACGCUGCUGUGUAUGACAGGCAUGUUAAGUGAUGCAGAAGUGUUGUUUUGCUGGUAGACGGCCAAUACAUUUUUUUUUUCAUCCUAAGGAAUGUUUUUUGCUUUGCCUCUUGUUUAACCUUGACAAGUUUACAAUGCGGAGUUGUUGAAGUUGAGUGAAUUAUAACGUACUUAUUUUUUAUUUGCAUUUUCAAACAUAAUGCUAAGGUUAUUCUCAUUCAAUUACUGUGAAUUGAUUUGGACGUUUUGCAUCGGUAGCCAAUGUAAUGAAAAAAAAUCAAAAAUAUAGCAAUUUACGGUAACAUCUUUCUUUUUUUUCGAAUUUUGAAAAAUUAUCAACCGUGCGAGCAAUUAUACACAUUCAUUGUAAGGUGUCGUUGAAAGGAAUGUAAUAUAAGCAUUGUCAUAGUUGUUUCAGCACUGAAAACAUUGUUGUGGACCAAUUAUUUGUUGAUAUUUUUCUCUCUUUUCAGUAUUUUAGUAACAAUUGUGAAGGUUUUCUUUUUUAAUGGCUGCUCAUUAUUUCCAGACUUCAACAUACGCAAUAGUGAAUCUACCUCAUUGUGAGCUUUGACAUAAUUGCUUGUUUUAAGUGGUGUUUUUAUUGUUAUUAAAUGAACUAUGCUCUGCGACAGUGACCUUUGACCUUUGCAAAUGGCAAGACCUGUAUCAUAUCGAGGAGUGGCAACCCUGAAUGAAUACGCUGAGAAUUAGCGGAGCUAAGUAUUUGUGUAAUGAAGUCGGGUUUUUUUUGUUGUUUAAAUAUAACAUUACCAUUCUAACAGUACCGGAUGUCAGAAUGUUUAACAAAAUCAAAGAGCACAUAUCUUGUCAAGUUUAAAGAAGGCAAGAAGCUUUGCUUGGUAUUAUUUUAUUUUUUUAAACCCCCAAGUAUGCUCAAGUGUUUAAACAAGAAAAUGUAGCAAAUGCUUACAGUAAUCCUCUGCUUUACACAUUACGGUUGCUGGUGUACUUUGCCUAACUAUAAUAUUCUGCAAGUUGGUUAAAUAUUAUAAACACAUAACUGGCAUAUCAGAAUGUAAUUGCAUGUCAACAGAUAUAUAAUUAAACAAACAAAAAAACAUUUAACAAAAACACAUUUUUUUUCAAUCAAACAAUGCAAAUCACAUCCGUACCGUCUGAAACCAUGUAUUUCCACUUCACCGUCCUGUAUUUGCAAAUAAUUUAAACAUUUAAUAGGGAUGUCACAAUAUGUUAUUGUAAUAUAAAAAAAAACUACUUAAUAUCACGAUAAUGAUGCUAAGCUAUCGAACCUUAAAAUGAGGUGGAAGGGUAUUAUUACCUGCAUUCAUUACCAUUUGAAUGUGUACACAAGCACUAACCAAAAUAUCGUAACAUUUUAUCCGUAUCAUUUAAAAACUAUACAUCACAUUUCUGUAAAUGUAUGUUACCGCAUCUGUCUUGCAUUGUGAUACUGUGGAUAUAAACAGUUAUCACUUUAAAACGUGGUCUGGUUAUAGUUGGGUUUAUUAUCGUGAUACGUUCUUCUGCUUUGUAUAUUGUGACAUCCCUAUGGUAUAAUAUCGACUUGAUGUAGGCUCACUUCAUUUGCAGGAACGCCACCAACACAGCUUUUACUGUCAUCGCUGUAUUGUUUACCUUGCAGUUUGCCCGAUUUAAUUAGUACUGCUGAAUUUUCUUUUCCAUUUUUUUGUCACAUGUAGAAGUCACUAAGUGAUGUGCCUUUAAGAGCCAGAGAUUAUUUUUACAUUGUACCUGUUAAAUGGUAGUAUUUUGUAGAGAAGUUGUUUUGUAUUUUGAUAUGUAAUGUACAUGAGUACUUUUUUUUCCAUUGUAUAUCAUGAUUGUAGUGGUAGGAAAAAAAUAAAAGUUUUAAAAUAUUGAACAAUUUAAUGUGUGGCUAAACAUAGAAUACUGUACGCAUGUCUGUUUUAUAAUAUCUAUUUUUUUGAGAAACCAUAUUUUGUUUUAACUAGCAUGCCUUUCUACCUAAUUGCUUUUAUCAACCAACUUAUGCUUAUUGGAUAACUUGACUUUGUGAAUUAAUGAGCAUAUGUUGUGAAUUUUAAUGAGCAUUCUUACCACGGCCAACCAACACCACGCCCAAAAACUACUACUCAACAUCUUCAACAAUGAUAGGCUUAGAUCUUGACUUAAAGCUUUCGUGACUGCAGGAAUUCAUAUUCUUUGGGUCUUUCGGUAAAGUCACGUAGAUGGCUGAAAGAAAAUAACACAAAACUACGACGUUUCGAUCACAACACAAGCGAUCGUCAUCAGGAGGAAAGAGGAGGAAAUCUGCUGAAUGCAGACUUUUAUGGGGUGUAGUCCUAGGGUCAUAUGAUAGAAACGUCGUAGUUUUUUGUUAUUUUAUUUGAACCAUCUACGUGACUUUACUGAAAGACCCAAAUAAAAAUGAUAGGCUUGGUGUAGCCACUUGGAUGAAGGCCUCCCUGCAUCGUUGCCAAGCAUCUGGUCUUGUGAAUGCUACAAAUCCAUCUUGCUCCUUCGCGUGAGCAAAUCUCAUUGCCGCAACUCUGCACUGUAUGUUCUCUUGGGCGUGCUGUUACUUUUGGUUGACAUUCCAUCAUCAGUCUUGUCCGUCGAUCAUCAUUCUUCGGGCGCCGUGUCCUGCCCAAAGCUCGCUUAUUUUUCUUAACAGCAUAGUGUCUUUUAUUUUUGCUCUCUGAUCCAUGCUGUUUCUCCCAGUGUAAUCCCGAGAAUGCUCUCCCAACAUUCUUGUUUGCGCACUUCAGCUUUUGUUCCGCAUUCUUAUCAUUGCUUCUGAUCCACGUGGCAUGGAAGACUAUAUAUUGUGUUCUAAAUAUUUUAACUUUGGCCACAAUGGAAUUUUGUUUUCACAAUUAAAUUCAGUUUUCCAAAAAUGCUCUAACCUGCCCCUUGCUUGCCUGUUUAUUUCACCAGUUUGAUCCUAACCUGCAUUCUGUAAUUUCCUUGAUAUAUGUAAUUGUCUACCUUCAAAAUGUAUUUUAUUUUGUUGAGUGAACAUGUGAUUCUGUUAAUAUCUAUCUUUUCCCCUAUUUUGCAGCCUUCUUUAUUCAUGACUAAUCCUUCAUUUAUAUUUAUGAAUGUUUCUCCUCAAACCAACUUUUAGAAAAUACUUUCUAAUGUUGCUGUGAAUAUUCCCGAUGGGGGUAUAUCGCUGCUUGACUCCUCAUUUGUAUUUUGUUGUAUGCAAUCUGAGAGCUCCAUAUUUAUCAAGUGUUGGUGAAUUCUGGGAUUUAAAAUAAACGCUUUAGUUCGUGAUAUCCUCAAUGAGACAUUGGUUUUUAAGAUCCUAGAUGUCAUAAUUUGCCACCGGAAGAAAAUACAUUUUCAUAUUCCACAAUCGAGGCAUAAUGGUAUUUGAUCAUUUGUGUCCUUGUUAUAACCUGAUUUAUAGUGCUUAUUUUGUGGUCAAUGUAAUAACACUUUUCUAAAUCCAAAUCCAGCAUACUCAUGCAGCUCGUUGGCUUCUAAAUUUUCCCGUGGUUAAUAAAUAUCUGAAAAUGUAUUUAUUUAGAAUAUAUUAUUUUGUUUUAGUACAAGAAAUCUGCAUAGAAUCCCCACCUGUUGUGUGUUAUGGUUCCAUCUUGCUCUCUCUGACUAUUAUUUGUGAUUUACCAACCAUACUUUUCACUUUCGCUGCUUUCAUGCUCUCAUUUUUACAUCUUAAAUUGAUGUUUUUCGUUGUGUUCCCUCUCUUUUCUCUUUCAUUUAAUAAUUGCUUUACAGGCAUAGUCUUAUCAAUUUUCAUGUAUUUUUCUGGAACAUGCUUUGUGUGAUUUCAAGUAACCUAUACUCUGCAGUUUUUUUACUUUGCCUAAUUUUCAGUGCAACUAUCCAUUACAAUGCUAGUUCAUUAUUAAAGUUGUGAUAUCCAUUUCAU